UGUGCAAAGUCAAAGCUAUUGCUAAUUAAAUAGAAAUUUUGAGAAAAAAUAUUAAUAUUGUGUUUUUGUUUUUUAUAUAAAAUAUUUAGUGUGAUAAAAUUUGAAAGUAUUACAAAAUGUUUGGAGUUUCGUAUUUUGAUAAAAAUUUAGAAAAUGCCACAAGCCAUCUUCAUUUGGAACCAGAUUGGCCAUCAAUAUUAUUAAUUUGCGAUGCUAUAAGGCAAAAUGAUAUAAGUGCAAAACAAGCAUUCCAGUCAAUUAAGAAAAAAAUGUCAUCACCAAAUCCUCAUUCAGCAUAUUAUGCUCUAUUGGUGUUAGAAAGUGUUGUUAAAAAUUGUGGCACUCCAAUGCACGAUGAAAUUUUUACGAAAGAAAAUUGUGAGAUGUUUAGCAAUUUUAUUGAAGAAACACCACAUGAAAAUGUAAGACAAAAGUUAUUAGAACUUGUACAAACAUGGGCAUACGCAUUUCGUUCUUCUGAAAAAUAUCAAUCAAUUAAAGAUACAAUGACUAUUCUUAAAGCAAAAGGACAUAUUUUUCCGGAGUUGAAAGAAGCAGAUGCAAUGUUUACAGCAGAUACAGCCCCUGGAUGGGCUGACGGAAAAGUUUGCCACAGAUGUAGAGUUGAGUUUUCGUUCACAAUAAGAAAACAUCAUUGCCGCAAUUGUGGGCAAAUUUUUUGCGGGCAGUGCUCAUCAAAACAAUGUCCAUUGCCAAAAUUUGGAAUUGAAAAAGAGGUACGGGUUUGCGAUGGCUGCUAUGCUAACCUACAAAAACCUCAAUCUAAAAGAAAUGUUGUGGAUACUGAUUUACCAGCGGAAUAUUUAAACAGUACUCUGGCUCAACAGCCGCAGAACCCUCCAAGAAAAUCUGAACAAGAGUUGAAGGAGGAAGAAGAAUUGCAAUUAGCUUUGGCCCUAAGCCAAUCUGAAGCCGAACAAAAAAAUAAAGAGAAGUCAAAAGCGAUGUCCUUCAAACCUUAUAAAAUAGAAGAACCGUCGUCUCCAAAGUUUUCAAGUUCAUUUGAAAGUGAAGAGCAAGUGAGUGAUCCUGAACUAGCUAAAUAUUUAAAUAGAAAUUUCUGGGAACAAAAAAAAAGUGCUGCCGCAGUUGCUCCAGCUAGUCCUUCAGCUCCUAGUCCUAUGCCACAACAAAUUGUUUCAAAUAUAACAAAUAACAGUAAGCUGUUGUCAGAAGAUGAGGAAAUGGACGAUUUCGCCAUAAAUAUGAAAACUCAGGUAGAGAUCUUUGUGAAUCGUAUGAAGUCAAAUUCCAGUCGUGGGCGAAAUAUUGCAAACGAUACUUCAGUUCAAACCCUUUUCAUGAAUAUAACUUCAUUACACUCUCAGCUUUUAACUUAUAUAAAAAAAACAGAUGAUAAACGGAUGUGGUGUGAACAACUACAAGAUAAGUUGAAUCAAGUAAAAGACUCGCGUGCGGCCUUAGAUCUUCUACGUCAAGAACAUGCUGAAAAAUUAAGGAGAGCUGCUGAAGAACAAGAACGCCAGAGACAGUUGCAAAUGGCUCAAAAAUUAGAAAUAAUGAGAAAGAAGAAACAAGAAUAUUUACAGUAUCAAAGGCAAUUGGCACUACAACGUAUUCAAGAACAGGAAAGAGAAAUGCAAAUACGACAGGAACAGCAAAAGGCCCAAUAUCGAAUUGGACAAAGCCAGCUUGGUUAUAUUCCAAGUGGGCAGCCGGGAUCACCUAAUCAUCAAAUGAAUACUACAGGAAUGUUCAUGCCCUUUGGUUUUCCUAUUCCAGGACAACAGGGGCCAAUUAAUCAGUAUCCAGGCUCUAAUCCACCACCACAACAAAACGUAGCUGAUAUUUAUGCAAACAACUCAGGUAUUGGAAAUCAAAUAAAUUCUCAAAUGACUGGCGUGGGACACAAUAUUCCUCAAUAUAUUCCACAAGGGAAUUUACAAAAUAUGCAUCCUCCCAAUAUAGAUCAAACAGGAAACAUAGACAAUGUAAAUAUAAACCAUGGGUUAAAUGCAAACAUACCACCAGGGCACCCUGGAAUGAUGUCGAAUCCUAACUUGAACCAAAACCAAAACAUCCAUCAAAACGCAAAUCAAAAUAUGGCUUCUAAUCAACAUUUAAAUCAGAAUGGAAAUACGAAUCAAAACAUACAGCAGACUAAUCAAGGCUUACAAGAUUUAAAUAACCCAAUGACCAAUAAUAUGAUUCCACAGCAAUCUGGUAUGAUGGGGGUUCCUCAAAAUCAAAAUCAAGAACAAACAGUACCGUCAGUUCAAUCAUCAUCUGCUACUAAUGUAGCUUCAAAUGAAAUUGGAAGUACUGGUGUGGAAGAAAAUCAAGAAGAAAUAGAAGUUAAAACUGCUGAAUUGAUAAGUUUUGAUUAAAAAUAUU
Condylostylus longicornis is the source of this 2376-nucleotide messenger RNA. It is a transcript of the gene Hrs, whose product is annotated as hepatocyte growth factor-regulated tyrosine kinase substrate. The transcript has 9 exons. Gene Ontology annotation, molecular function: phosphatidylinositol binding; ubiquitin binding; metal ion binding. The record is from RefSeq and is a predicted model, not a curated record. Bases 117 to 2369 code for a protein of 750 amino acids. Lineage: Eukaryota; Metazoa; Arthropoda; Insecta; Diptera; Dolichopodidae.